Oryzias melastigma (Indian medaka) is the source of this 1617-nucleotide messenger RNA. RefSeq names its product trypsin-1. The transcript is spliced from 5 exons. The coding region runs from base 178 to 1026 and encodes 282 amino acids. The record is from RefSeq and is a predicted model, not a curated record. Gene Ontology annotation, biological process: proteolysis. Gene Ontology annotation, molecular function: serine-type endopeptidase activity. Lineage: Eukaryota; Metazoa; Chordata; Actinopteri; Beloniformes; Adrianichthyidae.
UAAAAGUAGUUAUAGAAAAGUCACUGCAAUCUUCUAUAACUUGACUGUUUAAACCAAUUUUCCUUGAAAUAAGUGACUUUCUCUCCUAAAGAACGGAUCCGAUGUGGCAUAAACUGUAAUCUCAAUCCUGCAGCCCUCCUCCUCCCCCAUGCCAGCAGUAGGUGUGACUGCAAUAAAAUGUACAUCCACCUAAAAGACCAAAAUCCCUCCUCGAGUUUCUCACAAAGCAUCCAUCCUUCAACAAGAGUGCAGAGGAGAUCCACAUCCGGAGAAGUUAUCAUGAAGCUUUGCCUGGUCCUUGUUCUGUUGCUUGCUGAUGCUGUUUCUGGAAGCAUCGAAAAGAGGAUUGUUGGAAGCCAACCUUGUAAGAAGGACAGGCAGUACCACGUCCAGAUAAAGAGUGUUCAAGGGGACAAAGUAUGUGGAGGGGCUCUGCUGAACACCCGCUGGAUCCUCACUGCUUCACACUGUGCAGAACAGCUCGUCGAAGUGGAGCUUGGAAAACAACUGCCCUGGUACAAAAUAAACAAGUUGUCAAGUAUUCUCAAGCAAAAAAUCCCCAAAGAACAGCAAUUUACUUUCACUGAAGACAAUCCGCAUGAUAUUAUGCUCAUGAAAUUAAAUAAAGAUGCACCCGCUCAGUUUCCAACUAUUAGCUACCCCAAACUGGAAUGUGAGAGACCUCAAAUGAAACAGGUCGUUUACAUUGGAGGCAUGGGAUCCAAGAAAGCAGGUGGAAAGCCUGAAAGUAGUGUGAAGUGUGCGAGCACAGAGAUCUCUGAAUGUGGUGAGAAUGAUAAACCUGCCAGUAAAUACCAAAGUGAUGAGUCCACCACAAUGUGUGCUUUUAAACCUGGAGUGGAGGCCUGUUAUGGAGAUUCAGGCUCAGCUGUGGAGUUUGACGGACUGUUACACGGAAUCAUCGUGAGCGACACUCGGGAUAAUUGUGCCAACACCAUCGUGAUGCUGGAUAUCUGCCACUACAAACAGUGGAUUGAAGACACCAUGAAAAAAGAGUCAACCUGAUGAUCAUUAUAAUUGGACAAAUUUGAUCAUUUUGUGAAUUCAGAAUCCUGUUGGGCUGUAAACGGCAUUAGGGACAAUUAAAAAGAGGGAAAAAUCUGCUAAAAACUAUUCAAGUAAAAAAUAAAAAUAUAAACCCAUUUUAUUCUGAAAUUUAAGUGACCAUAAAGGUCCAUGAAACAACUGUCUCUUGUUCAUUUGUUGUUGUUUUUUUACUCAGAAAUGUCAAUAGAAAUGUAAAGUAUUCCAGGUCAGCGGCUCUGUGGAGGAGUGUCUGACCUGAGACUGGAAGAUUGAGGGUUCAAAUCCUGACAGAGCCAAUGCAUUUUACAUCAAAGCAAUGUGGAGGGGUUCAUUCCUAUAGAAUCUACUGGAUUUUUAAAGCAGCAUCACAAAACCUUUUAAAAUUCUAACUUUUUUUCUUUUUUUGUCAGAGGGAGCUCAAAAGAAAGCUUUGUCAUUAUCGCUUUAUUUUUGCUUCAUCUCACGACAGAGGAAGUUUGCAAUUAUCACUUUUUCGAUAACAAAAACUUCACUGUCACUUUUGGAGCAGAAAAUUUGUGAUUUAGGUGACUAAAAUUAGAGUUGGAAGUU